CCGCUUCGGGAGUUUGUUUACAAUAACAUGGACCUGGGUGCGUCCGGACUUCCAGUCCUCCACUAUCAUCAUCUCUACCUCCAGGACUCUCACAAUCUCUUAAUAUCGGUGACCUAAGUGCUGAUACAGAUACAAGUGCUGAGUAACUUAUAUAACCAUGGAAGAUCUUGGAAGUGGAACAUCUGAAGAGGAGUAUGACCAUGAAACAAGCAGCUCAGAUGGUGACUCUGAAGAAAGUGAUCUUUAUGGUGACUUGGAAGUUUCCCCGUUAAAAACAAAGCCAUUGGAAGUGUCUGACAAUAAUGAUGUAGAUGAUGCUGAUAUAUUUUUAGAACUUGGAAUGCCAAUAAACUCUCCUCGUGAAAACAAGGAAUGUGAGGCGCCGUGUUUAGCUGUGUCAAAAAGCCAUGAACAACAAAUCAGUAAACUUUGUGCGGGUGCAAGUAAUGAAGGUAAAAUUUUGCCUGAAAAUAAAUUAGAUAAAAAGAGUGAUAUUCACACUUGUACACAAAGUGGUGCAGAUGCAGUACCCACAAGAACUAGUAACACCUUGCUAAAUAAAAAUGAAUUGACAGAAAAUGUAGAGUCUGAAAAUAACAGCAUUUGUGAAAAUAAUGAAAACACUUCAGAAAUACAAUCAAGCGAGGAAAUUCAACCAAAUAUGAAAAAUGAUAAUUGUAUGCCUCCUAAUAGUGCAAAGAAAGAUUCUUUCCCAGGUAUUUCAACCAACAAAGAUGUGCAGUUCAUUCUUACCUGUAUUGCCCGCCAGCAAGGGAUUGAUUUAAAGAAAUCAUUAAAGGUAGUUAUGGACACUAUCUUGCCAGAUCAGAAUAAGACAGUAUGCCAGCCAAGUUCUUCUGUUAAUGACAGUGACUCACUGCACGUGCCCACACAUUCUCGACACCCUACACAUACUGGACCUCCGAUACAUACAGAACACCCAUCACAUGCAGUUCACCCCCCAACUGCAGUUCACCCCCCAACUGCAGUUCACCCCACACCUGCAGUAUACCCCCCACCUGCAGUACACCCCCCACCUGCAGUACACCCCCCACCUGCAGUACACCCCCCACCUGCAGUACACCCCCCACCUGCAGUACACCCCCCACCUGCAGUACACCCUCCACUUGCAGUACACUCCCUUCAUGCUGAACAUCCCACACAUGCAGAACACCCUACAUGGGCUGCACUCCCCACACCUGCAGAACAUCUCAUACGUGCAAAAGACCCCACACCUGCAGAAUAUCUUUCACAUGAUGAGCACUCCACAAACGUUGAAUAUCAUCUUGGUAGAUCAUGUGCUAGUGACUUCAUGAAUGUAAGCAGUGAGCAAAAUAAUGUUGAGCAACAUGUGUCUCUAAAGCAGACAAAAAAAACAAGACGAAAAAGUGAACCAAAGAGUAAAAUCAGUUCUCAAAUGGAUCUCUUUGAAGACUUUAUUGUUGGUAGAGACAGAGAUGAGCUGGUUGAAAAAAUUGCUAAGCAGAAUUUAGAGCAAGAAACCCUGAAGAAGCAAUUGGAUGAAUCUCAGAAGCGGUGCAGUGGCCUGGAGAAAGACAAUGCGACAUUGCUCGCCAACGUAUCAGCUCUGUGGAAAACGGCCAAAUUGCAACUGCGACAAAAAACUACUGAGAUAAGAUCACUACAGAGAGAGAAAGAAGCAAUCAUCUUUCGGAGGGCAAUGCGCCAGAUACCUAGAGAUGACCUAGACCUCAUUGUAUCUCGUGUUGCAGCAUACAACAAGGAGGAAUUUUCUGCUUUCAUGCAAAGCCUGCAGAAGGAGGAAAAGGAAUGUUCUUGCAGUAAGGGUGAAUCAACAUUUUCUAGAAAAGGAAAUAUUUCCAAGUGGAUUCAGCUUAGUGUAAGAGGGCAGCGUGUUAACUCACUCUCAGAUGAUGAUGCUCGCAACCUCCAGAGCAUGAUGGGAAAACAAGGUGAAAAGGUUACGUUCUCAGUUGAGAAAUUUAACAGGAAAAGGGCAAGAUUUUCAACAAUGAAAGAAGAUGAAGCCAAUGUGGAAAUUCAGAGUUCAUCUUUAAGUUUCAAGGAUAGUUCACAGACACGUAGCACCAAGACACUUGGAGGUAGGCUAAAAAUAACUUUAAAUAAUACAAAUGAUAUUUUGCAUGACAGGUUAAACACACACAAUGAAGAUGGAAAGGAGAGAAGAAGCGUGUUUUCUAGGUUAGGAAUCAGAAGGCCGUCUUUAAAUGUAAGUGGAAGGUGCACUGAAGGUGAUGUCACAGGUGCUGCUCAAAGUGGAAAUCAAAUAAAAAUUCUUGGUAAGAAAGAUAACGAUAAUAACACACGCCUGUUUACUUCUCAAGGAUUAUCGAGUGGUGGUAAAUUUGCCACAGCACAGUACAGUAAACUUAAAGACAACAAACAAGAAUCAUUAAUAGGGAAUGAUGGUGAUGUUGCAGGCAGUGUCUUAAAAGCAGGAGAGAGCUCACAGUCAUGUGUUCCAAGAGAAGAUAGAGCAGAUGUCAAUAUUAAGCUUUUAACAAAAUCGCAUACUAUUAAGAACCAUGCAGACAUAGAUUCUGGCAUUACCCCAAAAGAGACAACUUGGACAAAACCUGCAACAUGCACAGAGUCGCCAGAAGUGCCUGAUAAGCAAAACCAAUUUUUGAAAGUAGGCACGAUAAGUAAUUUUAUGGAAAGUGGAAAUUCCAGAGGCGUAGAUGAUGAUGAUGAUGAUGAUGAUGAUGAUGAAAUGUUGACAAAAUCACUUUUUGGUCAGAGAAUGGCAGCAAAAUUUAAAAACUCUAAAAAGCCACAAAUGAAAUCUGAAGGUCAGCCAAUCAGUUCAGGUUUAGAGCAGUCAACAGGUAAUUCUAGUUCUAAUUCUUCUGCUUCAUUUAAAUUAACAGAUAUUAAUACACAGGUAAAUAAUGAAUUGGAAGCCUCAGCUGUGCUUUCAAAUAUUGAAAAAAAAGAAAACAAAAGUGAAAUAGAUGAUGAUUUGCAGAAUGUUAACCCAGUUCAUGAGGAAAGUGUCAACAUCUGUCAGAAGAAUCCUGAAAUCAAGACUAAUCUGCCUGUUUUGGAUAAGCCUAAAUCACAACAUGAUAACCGUCACAUUACGUUGAGAGGGAAAGGUGGUAGCUCAGGUGUAGAGAAGAACAAAAUGCAAUUUAAAGAUAUUAGUACCAAAGAUCUAACUGUGGAAAUGGGCAUUAAUGCUCAGAAUGAUGGUGAAAAUCACAUAAAAGAGGGUAAUGAAAACACUGAGAAAAUUAAAGUGAAAGGUGUCAAUGACACAGAAUUGUCAUUUGUUGGAGGGAGUCAUGUUAUAUCGGAUGUGACAGAAACUCCGGACAGUGAAGUUGCUAACAUUAAAGAAUCUGAAGUAACAAGAAAAAUGGCAAAGGGCAAAGAGGUAAAUGGAACAAUUAGUGACAUGCUGUCACACCCCUGUAAAGAAAUCAAAGUGUUGAGUUCCAUCAAAGACCAUAGUGCAUCAGGUGAAAUACUCAAAGGUGAAUCAGAAGAUAAAGAUGGAACUACAGUUAGAAAAAGUUUAAGCAGACACAGCAGCAAAAUAUUAAUUAUAGAAAACAAUACAGAAACUGAAGGUAGUGGUAAAAUGCCAAAUUGUGAAGCAAGAAGUAAACAAAUAUCAAAGACAGACAACAAUACAAACUGUAUGAAAAACAAAACUAACUUAGAUACCAUAGAGACAAAGGAAAAAGAUAAAAGCAUUUGCAAAGUAGAACUCAAGGAUGAAAGGAGAAAUGCAAGAGAUGAAAAAAAGAAAGGAAAAUCACAAUAUAAAUGUAGAAGAACAAAGAAGUCUGAGGAGGAGGAGGAAGAGGAACAGAAGUUGAAUACCAUUCCAAGAAGAGACUUUGAGGCAAAACAAGGAGAGAGAGAUGAGUCAUCAAAAGAGAGGGCAAAAAAGAAAUGUUCAGAAGAGAAAGGAAAGAGAGGUAAGGAGUCAAGUGUUGAUGUAAAAGAAAUUAAAUCGAAAGACAAAGGAUGCAUAACAAAUUUAAGAGAGAGUGAAAAGAAAGAAAUUAAAUCAAAGGGCACAAGAAGACAAGAAACUAAUUCAAGGGAGAGAGAGAAAAAAGAAAUUAUAUCAGAGGAGGAAGAACAAAAAGAAAAGCCAAAGGAGAAUAAAAGAAAAGAAAUUGAUUCAAAGGGUAAGGAAAAGGAAAAUACAAACAAGUCAGUAGGAAGAGAAAUGGAUCCAAAAGAUCAAAGAAAAUCAGAAGUGCCAAAAGAAAAAGAAUGGGAAGAAAUUAAAACAAACGAGAUACCAAAAGAAAUGAAACCAAAUGGAGAAGGAAAUAAUCAAAUACUGUCGAAUUCAUCAGAUAAUGUGACACCCCAAGAGGAGAAAAGACAAGAUUUUGAGUCGAGAGUAAAAGAUGCAAGUGAAAGAGAGUUCAGUCAGAAAGAAACAAAUAAAAUAAAACUAAAAAUAAAAAAAGAGCGUGAGAAGUCUAAAAAGCCAGACAAAAGGUAUGGAAAGUCACGAGAUCGAAAAAUAAGCAAGGCAGAGUUACAAGACGAGGAGUUUGGGGAUAUAGAGGAGGUUAAUAAGAAAGAUAUUCCGUCAAAAGACGAAAGAGUAGCCAAGAAAGGACAAGAAGCAGACAUCAGUGACUCUUCUGAACUAAAAGACAAGAAAGAUGGACGAUUAAAAGCUAUCAUGUCAAAACAAAAACACAGAAAAGAUGAGCUAUCAGAUGAGAAAAAACAGAUUUUAAAUGUGAAAAACAAACACAAAUAUUUGAAGUCUCUUAAAAAUGAGAGAGUGAGAGAAAAUAUUGUAGAUGAGACAUUACAUAAGAUAGCUGGAGAAGGAGGGGCCCACAUUAGUGAAGAACAUGCCCAUAGUAGUGAAGAACAUGCCCAUGAUAGGGAAGAACAUGCCCAUGGUAGGGAAGAACAUGCCCACAGCAGUGAAGAUGAUGCUCACAGUAAUGAAGACCAUGCUCACAGUAAUGAAGAACAUCCCCAUAUUAGUGAAGAACAUGCCCAUAGUAGUGAAGAACAUGCCCACAGUAAUGAAGAACAUGCCCACAGUAAUGAAGAACAAGCCCACAGUAAUGAAGAACAUCCCCAUAUUAGUGAAAAACAUGCCCACAGUACUGAAGAACAUUCCCACAAAAAUGAAGAACAUUCAGAUGAAGAUCAUGCACAUGAAAGUGAAGAACAUUCAGAUGAAAGUGAAGAACAUUCAGAUGAAGAACAUCCACGAGAAAGUGACAAAAAUGUGCAUGCAAGCAAAGAACAUUUGCAUGCAAGUGAAAAACAUUCACAAGCAAUUAAUGAACAUUCCCAUGUAAGUGAAGAACAUUCACAUGCAAGUGAAGAUCAUUUGCAUGCAAGUGUAGAACAUUUUCAUGAAAGUGUAGAACAUUUGCAUGCAAGUAAAGAAUACUUGAAUACAAGUGAAGAAGAUGAACACGUAAGGGAAGAACAUGCAAUUGCCAGUGAAGAACAUGCUCAUGCAAGUGAAGAACAUGCACAAACUAGUACAGAACGCACACCCAGUAUUGAAAGACAUACACAUAAUGUGUCAGAAAACAGUAUGUAUGAUGAUGAUGCCUUAGAGAUUGAAGCACCUGAGUGGGAUAAUGAGACUUUUUCACUGAAUAGUGAAGAAUUUGAGAGGAAGAAUGAAGUUGCAGCAGCAGAGAGUGAAGAACUUGGAGAAGAUGGUGUUAGUGUCCAGAAACUAAGAAAAAUGGUACCUGCCAUAUCAAGUACACCGAAGGAAGGAAGUGACGGAGAAUCUUUGGGGCGUGAAAGAAGAAGGAAAGCUUACACUGCGUCUGAGAAUGUGUCAAAAGGAGCACAUAGUCAUACUGCAAAAGCUUAUGGUGAUUUACCCAGUGAUAAAUAUUUCAUGAAUGUCAAAGAUUGUGCUGAUAACAAAUCUGUUAGUUCUGAAAGUGAAUCACCUCAGAGUCAAAAAGUUGAUGAAGCAUUAGAAAACAAAAAGUGCAGUGAUGACAUAGGAGAUUCUCAAGUAGAGAGUGGCAUAAACAGCAAGAACAAGGAAAAUGAAGUAUUUUGCCAUGAACUUGGAGAGAACAUUGCAGAUGUCAUUCUUGAUGACAAAUGUGAAGAUAGUCUUUUUCCACAGGAAGAGGAGCUUUUGUAUGAUGAGGGAACUGAUGAAAGUGAGGAUGAUGAACCUUCUCAUGACAUUACUCUGAUACAAAAUAAGCAACAUGUUGGUGUAUCAGAGAAGGAAGGUGACAUACUUAGCAGGAACAGUGAGUAUAUUGAAGCUUUAACUUAUCACAACAUAAAUGUACACGAUGAAAGAGCAGAGAGAAGAUUAGGCAGUGAUAAUUUACAUAGCAAACAGGAAAAGGAGGAAAAAUUAUUAACUCUGGGCAUUAGUGAACAGCUAAGUAAGGAUGAUGGAAAGCGAAAAAGUGUUCACGAGAGAUUGUGCUUUAAAAGCAAAGGAGAGAGUUAUGAAAAAAAGAGUACCUCUCCUGUGAGAAUAUUGCCAAGAAGAGAUAAAGAUAAUGAUUACAAAGAAAAUGUACUUCAAAAUAGACAGAAAAGCAAUUCACCAAGACACGAAGAAGAAAAUUUAGACGUAAGAGAAAUAAACAAAAAGUGUGAAGAGAGAUGUAGUCCGUCACCCACAUGCAAUGAAAUAAGUGACAAAAGGGGUCGCUUGAGAAACAGCUCUCCUCAAAAGGAAUGCCAUUCUGGAAAACUAGGUGGUAGACUUAGAAAAAUAAGCCAGAGUUUUGACAAAAAGAAUAAUCUAGGGGAAGGUAUCAGUCCUUUGAUGUGUAGAGAAAAUAAAUUACUGACUCAGAAGAAUUUUAUACAAGAAGUUUCAAGAAAGAGAGUUAAAGGAAGCCCUGUCAAAAGCAGAACUUCUCAACUACAACGAGAAAGGACUGACAAUGCUGACAGGAGCAGCCUCCAUGAGCAAGAAGCUACAAUCUCCUUAAGAAGUGAAAAACCCCUUGAAUCACUUCACAAGCAUAGUGUUAGCCAGCAAACAACGAAAGAAGAUAGAUAUCAAUCAAGAAAAGGCGAAGGACUGUUGGAACAAACAACAUAUAGGGACCAAAAAGGCUGUUCACCUCAGAGCAAGGAUGAGAGAGACAUUCACAAGAGGAAAUGGCAGGAAAGUUCAGAUGAAAUGCCAAAUAAGAGGCAAAGAGUGUCAAUAAAGAGUCGCUUGACAAGGCCAUCUAACAGUUAUGAUCAAAAUAAAGAUUCUGUAAGGUCAAGGUUUUGUACAUCUUCACCAGAGCAAGAGAGUAGUAUGAGAGCAAGCUCCAGACAAAGAAUUCAAUCUGCUGAUAUAAGACAGAGAGACAAUUCUAUCAACAGUAUGCAAGAAAAAGAAACAUAUAAUGAGAGGAGGAGGAGGAGGAGAGGCUUAAGUGAGGGAGAUGAGUUAGGUGAAAAGUACCAUAGUAAGGAAACCUUGGAGGAUAAAGACAUAGUGAAAGGAAGUUCUACUAAAAUACCUGUUGAUACUAAAUUAUUGCAGAGAAUAUUGUCUCGAUCUCCUUCAAAAUGCUCUGUGGAUGAUGAUGAUGAUGAAAAAGAGGAUGGUGAAUUGGAUGAUGAGGAAUGUGAAGAAAAAGCAGCAGCAACUCCAAUUUCAAAAGUCAAGAAAUCAGUUAAAGGUCAUGCAAAUAUUUGUGUUUUGAAUAAUGAGGUGGAACUCAAACAGCAGAUAGCGAUAGUGGAGAAGCUCAAAGUUCACAAGCCAGAGAAUAAAUGUAACACUAGUAAAGCAGAGGAUAUUGAACCUAAGUAUCAAGAAGACUUGCACAAGGAAAAUGAUGGGCACAUAUCUGAAGUGAAGCAAAUUAGGUCAUCUAGGAGGUUAGCUAAAUUUAAGGAGGAUAAUUUAAGAAAACAAGAAACCAUGUCUGGUAAAACAAAGUGCAAUAAUAGUGACGGAGUGCUUAAUAAGGUCUUUGGAAAAGUUGAAAGUAAAAUAAAACAUAUGGCAAACUCCACAGAAGUUAUGAAAAAACAACUUCAAAAAAGAAAAUCGUAUGAUGCUAGAAGUGUCAUCGAAGAUGCUACAUUCUACCCAGCUGAUCUUUUCCAGGUUGUCCCACUCCAAACUAGUACUUACCAAACAACUUCAGCAUCAGGGAGUGAUGACACAAUUGAUAUGAUUGUACAACGACACAAUGAAAAAUAUGCCUCUGACAAUGAUAAUUCAAGUAAUGACUCUGAAAUGUCUCUCCUACAAUUUAUUUCUGAAGAGUCAGAAACUAACAUGGAGGAUAAUGAAAAAGAUGAAAGUAUAGAUAAUAUUUUUGAAGCAAAUGAAAAUGUAGAAAAUAAUUUUGAUAACCUUGAUUUCUGUAGCCAAGAAAAGAAUACUGAAAUAAAUGAUACACCAAAGACUAAAGUUUUACCUAAGAAGACUGUAGAUGUUUCCAAUAAAUCUAUCACUACAAGAUCAAAGGCCCAGUUGUCAAAAAUACGGCUGUCUGAGAAGGAUAAUGCUACUUGCAAUAGGAGAGAAAUUUAUGAUGCGUCUGCCAUAAUAGUUGAGAGUGAUUUGGCAUUAAGUGAUUCUGGAAGUAAUCCUAUUGCAAGUUCUGAUAAUACAGUACCUCAAGUCUCUGGUGGAAAAGAUGAGUUCUCUAAAUCAUCGCAUUUGGUAUUCACAGAUAGUUUGCUGGCUGCCAGCAAGUGUGAUGGUUCCAGGGAGGAGAUUUCCAGUAAUGAUAAUAUGGAAGAAAAAGAUCUUGGCAAUCAUAGUAGUGGUAAAGUUGAAAAUAAUGAUACAGAUUUUCUUUUAUACAGUCCUAAUCAAACGACUGUCAGUAAUGUUAGUCAACAUUCUGAUGACAUCCGGACUGACACAUUUGAAUCUAACAUUGCAAAUGUGAAAGUAGGUGUCAUGCAAGAUUCUGGUGCAGCAUCCUCACCCAGUACUGCUGAAGAGGUGAACCAUCUUGAACAGCAUGCAGAGACUUCAAGGCCCAGUGAUGGCAACUCCUCUAGCAGCUCCAGUAACUCUGAUUCUGACAGUGAUUGUCAGUGUAGCAAAUGUGGUAGUAGCAGCAGUAGCAGUAGUAGCAGCAGCAGUAGCUCAAGCUCAAGCUCUGACACUAAUUCAGUAGUUGAUAUCACGGAUAUUUCCGAUAUAGAUACUGACAUGAACCAAGAAAUGCUAAAUAAUAAAGAAGCCUCAACACCAGACUUAGUGGAAAAAUGUGAUGAAACCAUAAGCACAGUGGACUUUCCUUUGAAUGAUCCAUUGCCAAAUAUAAUUUCUGAUGAGCUGCCUGUUAGAGAUACUAGUGGACCAAAGUUGCCGCAGUCUUUGCUAAAGACUCCCAAAAAAUCCCCCCUUAAGACUCGCAAAUCACCAUGCAGGAAAACUCCACACAAGUCGCCAUGCAAGAAAACUCCACACAAGUCGCCAUGCAAGAAAACUUCACAUAAGUCGCCAUGUAGAAAAACUCCAUGCAAAAAAAACCCACACAAGUCACCGUGCAGGAAAACUCCACACAAGUCACCGUGCAGGAAAACUCCACACAAGUCGCCGUGCAAGAAAAUAGUAUAUCAAUCCCCAUCGUUCAAAAGUACUCCUAUUGAGUCACCUUCUAAAAGAACUCUUAAAGGCUCACACAAUGAUGCAAUCAAAAAAACAAAAAAGAUGCUAGAUGGUUUGCUGAACUCUGACUUGACUAAGGCAGUUGGAAAAAAAACUAAACCUCUGUCUGUUUCAGUUGUGAACACUGAGGAUGUAGAUAACUUUGGAAUUAGCCAAAGUAGACCUUCCAUUGCAAAGAAAAUGUCUGGAUGUUUCGAGUUAAAUGAUAUUGGGAUGGAAUUUGAGAGCAACAUACAGUUUAAUUCCCCAGUCUCCAGAAAUGCAGAUAAAAACAUUAUUCAAUCAGCUCCUGCUCAAAGUCAUUUGCUGGAAACUAAGAAAGAUCCAAUUAAUGUCACAGAUACUACAGUCAAUAAAUCAUCCAGCCAAAUUGUUAAUUCAAUCCAAAAUACAUUGCCGCCAUCUUCAAGCAAUUCUAAUUCAAUAAUACAAACUGUUGUUCAUCGUAGACGUAGAAGAACAGCAAAUAUUACAGCAAGCACUACUCAAGAAAGUAAGUUGUCGUGUAUCAAUGUUCAUAAUGUUAUCUCAGUUAUACAUAAUGAUAUGGAAGCUACAAGGUCUCCAAAAACUUUCACAAGGAAAGCCAAUUUCAAUGCAUCAAAAGAUACAAGCUCAUCAAGAAGGGCAAGUCCAAUUAUAUCAUCCAAUUCCAGUAAAGACAAAGAGACCUUUUCCCAGAAGCGACAGUUAUCAUCAGAGAGUUGCAUUACAGAGAGAGAAAAUACACCUGUAAAGAAAAUGAGAAUCUUAUCACCAGAAGUGUAUCACAAGGUUUCAAAUGUGGACGAGAGUGAAGAAAACAUUAAUAAGAGUCAAGACAAGUACUCAAGUCCAGCCGUUGCAUCAGGUUCCUCGGUGAAAGCAAAAGACAUGUGGUCUAUAACUGACACAUUAGCAGUUCCGGUCAAGAUCCGUCGAGCCAAAAGGCAAUUGCAUUUGGGAUUUUCAAGUUCAGCUGCACAAAAUGUUGUCAUAGUAACAGAAAAUAGUUCCAAUAAUAAAUUAGGUCCUUCACAAAAAGUUGCGUAUAAUUCAUCAAAAAUUUCACAGAACAGUUCAGAUAAAGUAUUAGAAAAGGUUGUUGUUCGUAGAAGUCCACGAAAGCAUUAAACUCUUUUUGGAACAAAAAGAGAAAUCAAAGCUUAGUGUAGAAGAGACUAUGAUAAUGCAGCAUAUUUUUUUAUAAUCAUAGUCGAUGCCAGGUCUCACUUAGAAUUUCUAUGGGUCAUUGAAUGACCGAGCAAUACUUAGCUACAUGACAUCUGGUAUAGCCACAUGAGUCUUGUUACUAUAAUUAAUUUGUUUAUACAGUGGCACCUCGAUUAAUGAGCAGCUCUAUCUACACGCAUUUCAAGUAAUGAGCGAGCCACUCGCAGAACAGUUGUCUCUACUAACAAGGUUUUCCUCGAUUAACGAGCAUUUCUGCUGGUUCUCAGACACCUUUUACAACAGUUUUGUUGUUUUUUCGCAAGAAGAGUUUUCCCACAUGAUGAGCUCGGUGCUGGGACGGAUUAAACUCGUUAAUCGAGGUGCCACUGUACUUAUAUAGCCAGGCAAGGAUGGGCCAUGAUGUUGAUAAUUUAAGUGAGCUCAUCAUCUCUUCUGACUUGCACAUGUAAAUAUGACACUAAUCCCAUUCAUAAAUAAAUGUACCACCGUUUCUUACCUCUAGAUGGGGGAUGGGCCCCUCUUUCCCCUAUUGUGCACCAAUACACUUCAUUAGGUGAAAGCCCCACCUCUGAUACAGCUUUACUGCUUGUGCCUAUGAUAUCUAUGCCCCUAAUAUAACAUGGAAGGUUCAAACCAUAUAUGUUUGAACGUGUUUGCAGAUAGUAUUUUUUUACUUGUUGUAUAUGUUUAUGAAGGAGAGGUAAUGGUGUGUAAUGUGGUACAACAGGAUUAGAAUUGAACUAUAGAGACUGACUUGUGAUAUACAGUACAGAAUUUUGUUUUAUAAAUGCAUUGUAAAUUGUAGUUUAGAGCAUUUAUGAAUUGAUUAUUGAAAAUAUAUUUUAUAUUAGUUUUUUACAGUUUUAGAAAAUUGCAGAUUACAAAAUUUCACAUAUAUUACUGUAUUCAAAUUCUACAAAAUUUGAAUAUUACAUUUAUAUUAUAUAUAUUAUCCUGUGAAAGUUUUAUGUACAUAAUAUAAAAUAGCAUAUUUUUCCCCUCGAAUGAUUUUUUCAGACAUCCUAUAUCAACUGUAAAUAUAAUGAAUAAUUUUGGUAAAAGGAAAAUAAAGCAUUUGCAUUCAUAA
This is a messenger RNA of Procambarus clarkii (red swamp crayfish), 11849 nucleotides long. Its product is annotated as microtubule-associated protein futsch. NCBI's taxonomy places the organism in Eukaryota, Metazoa, Arthropoda, Malacostraca, Decapoda, Cambaridae. The record is from RefSeq and is a predicted model, not a curated record.